AUGUACCUGGAGCUGUUUGGUUGGUGUAAAGCUGAAGUGAAAUCCCCAAUUCCUCGCUUCACUCAGUCCGGGGUCCCAGAUCCACACACCCAGAGAAACGUCCACGGAAAGAGCCGCCGGGGCGAUUCUUUGGCCCUGGUAGCUACUAGUGCGGACGAGGGGAGGGGCGGCGGGAGAGGAGGAAGGGAGGGAAGGAGGGAGAGAGGAAGGGAGGGAAGGAGGAACGAGGAGAGAGCGGGGGCAGGGGCACCGGCCGAUCUGAGCCCAGAGUCCGGGAAGCCGCCUCCGGGGUGGGACCAGAAGCGGACGAGAGGGUCCAGAGAAGGCGGAGAGCGGGACUCGGGAGGGAGGCGGGGAAGCCGGCCACCCGAGCUGCAGCAGCGGCAGCCCCGGGGCUCUGCCUGUCCCCGCCCAGGGGAGCCUCCAACUAACUCCGCCCGCCGUCGCAGCCGCCUCUGCCCCCGCCGCCGCUGCCUCCGCUGCCGCCGCCUCCGCCUCCGCCUCCGCCGCCACCGAGAGGGUCCAGUGUCCGUCCCGGGCUGGCGCCCUGCCGGGGCCCGGCAGUCCAGGAUCUCUGGAAAGUUAUUAUUGGUUACCCUCUUCUAGUAUUAAAUGACAAAGGUGAUCCAGCUUUUUCCAGUAAUUAAUCAAGUAUUAAUUACCUGUCAGUCCAGAAACUAGUGAAAAGAGUGCCAGGUGGGAAGGCAACAGAG
Messenger RNA from Dromiciops gliroides (monito del monte), 713 nucleotides. RefSeq names its product peptidyl-prolyl cis-trans isomerase-like 4. The transcript is spliced from 4 exons. The record is from RefSeq and is a predicted model, not a curated record. The coding region runs from base 1 to 606 and encodes 201 amino acids. Lineage: Eukaryota; Metazoa; Chordata; Mammalia; Microbiotheria; Microbiotheriidae.